Molecule: messenger RNA, 1527 nt
Organism: Manihot esculenta (cassava)
Lineage: Eukaryota; Viridiplantae; Streptophyta; Magnoliopsida; Malpighiales; Euphorbiaceae
Product: putative F-box/LRR-repeat protein At3g28410
Exons: 3
Molecular function (GO): protein binding
Source: RefSeq, a predicted model, not a curated record
UUUUCCAACAUGGCUGAGGCUGACAGUGACACAGCACAUUUAUGUGAUGCUAUCAGUAGACUACCAGAUGAACUACUUCAUACCAUACUGGAGAAAAUACCACUACUUGAUGCAGUGACUACUGGAUUCUUGUCGCGUAGAUGGAGGGAUGUAUGGAAGUACAUUUCCAUAGUAGAAUUUGGUCCAUUAUGGGUUCAGUUGACAGGAAAAGAUGUCUUUUCAUCUCUUAAUCAGUUCAUCCGCCUCCACAAAGGUCAGAAAAUUCAAAAUUUCUCUGUAAGUUUCAAAUAUCAGCCAGAAAUGUCGACACAUGUUGAUUCAUGGAUCCACUUUGCAAUUAGUAAGCAUGUUAAAGACUUACAUCUUGACUUUGAUGCAAUUGAUUUUCGCUUCAAUGAGACUCGUACUGAUAUGAUAAGGUAUAUUGAAUAUGAUCCUUGCUAUGAGAUACCUCCUUGUGUUUUCAACUGCAAAUCACUGGUCAGAUUGAUACUGUGUUGCUGUGUUCUGGAGCUGCCAAUGUCUAUUCAGCUUCCUUCCCUUAAGGUAUUGCGUUUGCAAGGGAUUGAAUUACCUCAAGAUGCAAUCCAAAUACUCACUUCAAAUGCUCCAGUACUCCAGUACUUGUUAUUGAUUGAUUGCAACAGCACCAGUGAUCUGCACAUUAACAUUGCACCAAAUCAACAUUUUCAUAAUCUGGAGAUAAUUGAACACUUUUUUGCUGUCAACCAUAGAACUAGAAUGUUUAUCAAGGCUCCUACUGCCUUCCAAGUGGCAUUCCUGGGCUCGAUGCCACGAUCAAAGUACAUUAUAGAGGAAGUAUCAGAAUAUGCUCAGUUUCAUUUCAGUUUUCCAGAGAUGUUUAAUCUUUCUGGAAAGCAUAGACUAAAUAUCCUGGGUAACGACUCACGCAUUCAAAAAUAUGAAAAUAGAUUCCAGGAGAUACUUGCAAGUUGCCAUAAGUCCAAUGACAUUCGCAUGUGCAAUUGGUGUAUCCAGCUUCUUUCUUUGCGAGAGUUAAGAAAUUUAGAGAGAUUGAAAUUCGACUGCACCAUUUUGGCAAUAUCUUGUACUUUCUGGAAAUGGGAGCUACCGGGAAUUAUUUACAUGCUGAAAGCCUGUCCUAAAGUCGAGGAGUUGACAUUAUCAAUGGCUCCCGGAGAAGAAAAGAUAAAGAUUGCCCAAGAUUAUUUGUUGCAACAUGACUUCCAGGAAAGCAGAUUCCUGGAUAACCAAAAUUUAGGACUUGAAUUGGAAAAUCUAAGAACAGUACGGUUUGUACAUGGUGGAGAUCACAAGACAUGGGAUCAUGAAUAUUUUGAUCUGAAAAGAUUCUUCAAUGGGGCCAUGUUGGGAGCACAAUUCAUAGGACUACUAAAGAAUCAUGCAGUGAAUCUACAAAGCCUUAUAUUUAAGUCAAGCGAGCAAGAGUUGAAAUGUUUUUUGAAGAAAAGGAAAAAGAAAAAAGAUGAAGAAAAAGAAACAACAACCAGGAGGAGCCCACCAAUUAGAAUUUACUGGGACUAG